AUGAGAAUUUACCCAUAUAAACGCAGGAAAUUUGUGGAUAACCUUUGGAAAAGCGCUAAACAAGGAUACAUUUUAGACAAUCAUUUGUAUGCACUUGCAAAGUUUGAGGGUCCAACUACAGAUUUUCUUUUACGAAUCAAAUUCAACGAAACCUUUACUGGUUUGAUACAGACAGAAAAGGGUGAGCCAAACUGCGUUUACGUAAACGCUUCCAUUCAAAAAAGCACCGAUUACGAGGUGAAGAUUCCACUAGUUGGUUGUGAGACCAUCCGAAAUCGAGAAGGCAACUAUGAGAAUGAGAUAGUUGUUCAAAAUAGUGAUGUAUUUGAUAUUAAAAAUGACAAACGAUAUCUUCUAACAUGCAUUCCUGCGAGCCCUAUCUUCAGAGAUUCUCAAGUAACUGUCUCUUUUGGGGGCGUCACUAUCGACACACAAGUAACAACUGCUGUGCCACUCAUUAACUCUCCCAAGGUUGACUACGAAGUCUCCGUACGAGACGGAGAUGAUCCCUCAGCACCACCACUAAAAAGACCAUUGGCUGUAGGGGAUCGAGUGGUUAGUCAAUAGAA
This is a messenger RNA of Strongylus vulgaris, 569 nucleotides long. NCBI's taxonomy places the organism in Eukaryota, Metazoa, Nematoda, Chromadorea, Rhabditida, Strongylidae. The record is from the annotation of a GenBank genome assembly.